This is a messenger RNA of Epithele typhae, 840 nucleotides long. Its product is annotated as proteasome subunit. The transcript is spliced from 5 exons. The coding region runs from base 1 to 840 and encodes 279 amino acids. NCBI's taxonomy places the organism in Eukaryota, Fungi, Basidiomycota, Agaricomycetes, Polyporales, Epitheliaceae. Gene Ontology annotation, molecular function: threonine-type endopeptidase activity. The record is from RefSeq and is a predicted model, not a curated record. Gene Ontology annotation, cellular component: proteasome core complex.
AUGGCGUCGGCUUCUGCGUACAAGGGCGCCGGAUUUGACUUCUCGAACGAGGUUCGGAACUCUUUCCUCACCGACCGCGGCAUCCCACUCCCGAAGGCGACAAGCACCGGUACCACCAUCGUGGGCUGCCUAUUCAAGGACGGCAUUAUCCUGGGCGCCGACACACGUGCAACAGCCGGCCCCAUCGUUGCAGACAAGAACUGCGAAAAGAUCCACUUCAUCACCGACAACAUUCGCUGCUGUGGUGCUGGUACCGCCGCGGAUACCGAGUUCACCACCGCCCUGAUCUCCUCCAACAUGGAGCUCCACUCGCUCUCGACCGGGCGCAAACCUCGAGUGGUCACUGCCAUGACCAUGCUCAAGCAGAUGCUCUUCCGAUACCAAGGGCACGUCGGUGCCGCACUCGUCCUCGGCGGAGUAGAUGCCACCGGCCCCCAGCUGUUCACCAUCCAUCCACACGGCUCAACAGACAAGCUUCCGUAUGUCACCAUGGGUUCAGGAAGUCUGGCGGCGAUGGCGGUGUUCGAGGCAAACUGGAAGCCCAACAUGGAGCGCACCGCCGCGCUCGACCUCGUCUGCGCUGCGAUCUCCGCUGGUAUCUUCAACGAUCUCGGCUCUGGCUCCAACGUCGACGCGUGCGUCAUUACGGCCUCGCACACCGAGAUGCUCCGCAACUACGUGAAGCCGAACGAGCGCGUGCAGAAGGAGCGCACGUACAAGUUCCGCCGGGGGACGACGGAGAUCAAGAACGAGGAGAUCCGCGCGCUCGUCGUGGAGGAGGACAUCACAUACAUCCCGAGCGCGCGGGGUGCGGAGGGCGACGCGAUGGACACGAGCUAG